UUUACUGCGUAUCCUAAAUGUUGUCUUGAAACAGUUAUAUAAUUUCUUCAAUAACUAUUUUCUUUUGCUAUCAGGCUACUAGUUGCAAUCAGUGAUCUUUUUAAAUGUUUUUAUUUUUUAUCUUGUAUGUUUUAAUCCCUCCCUCCCUGUCACCCGCUAUAGGUGCUACCUUAUCGAUGCGCUCCCUGGUGAAGGAGGAGCCUGAUUGGAGGACGGGGUCAGCCCUGGGGAGAGGGGCGGGAUGGUUGGCGGUCCUCUUAGGCUGCGGAGGGGAAGCAGGUUCACCUGGAGGAAGGAGUGCCAGUCCAUCAUGGAGAGUUUCUUCAUGGAGAACCAGUACCCUGACGAGGCAAAGAGAGAGGAGAUCGCUAACGCCUGCAACUCAGUCAUCCAGAAACCCGGAUGCAAGCUGUCGGAGUUUGAGCGUGUCACGGCUCUGAAGGUGUACAACUGGUUCGCCAACCGCCGGAAAGAGAUGAAGAGGCGGGCUAAUAUAGAGGCGGCCAUCUUGGAGAGUCAUGGUAUCGAGGUUCGCAGCCCGAGCUGUCACUCCAACGGGGAGGAGCUGGAGCCACAUGACUACGCAGAGCAAGUGAAUCAACGAUUCUCAGAGCAGCUAUUUCCUUCACAGGAAGAGAUUUCAUCCAGGAAGGACCUUGAUCAACAAGACCCCUCCUCAUUGGCUGCCGUCAAUGUCCUUCCCCCUUCUAGCCCCGCCCCUCAGGGCCUGGAACACAAAGCUGACGAAUCGAAAAGGGAAACUGUGGAUGAGGAGUGACCUACGGGAGAAGAACGUCACUAAAGUGUUGAUUUUUACAUAUAUAAGGGAUUUUUUUUUAAGAAAAGAAAAAUGACUGCUCUGAGUGUCUGUCCUCCUAGAGGUCUUUAGGGGUUAUGACUGCUCUGAGUGUCUGUCCUCCUAGAGGUCUUUAGGGGUUAUGACUGCUCUGAGUGUCUGUCCUCCUAGAGGUCUUUAGGGGUUAUGACUGCUCUGAGUGUCUGUCCUCCUAGAGGUCUUUAGGGGUUAUGACUGCUCUGAGUGUCUGUCCUCCUAGAGGUCUUUAGGGGUUAUGACUGCUCUGAGUGUCUGUCCUCCUAGAGGUCUUUAGGGGUUAUGACUGCUCUGAGUGUCUGUCCUCCUAGAGGUCUUUAGGGGUUAUGACUGCUCUGAGUGUCUGUCCUCCUAGAGGUCUUUAGGGGUUAUGACUGCUCUGAGUGUCUGUCCUCCUAGAGGUCUUUAGGGGUUAUGACUGCUCUGAGUGUCUGUCCUCCUAGAGGUCUUUAGGGGUUAUGACUGCUCUGAGUGUCUGUCCUCCUAGAGGUCUUUAGGGGUUAUGACUGCUCUGAGUGUCUGUCCUCCUAGAGGUCUUUAGGGGUUAUGACUGCUCUGAGUGUCUGUCCUCCUAGAGGUCUUUAGGGGUUAUGACUGCUCUGAGUGUCUGUCCUCCUAGAGGUCUUUAGGGGAUUAUGACUGCUCUGAGUGUCUGUCCUCCUAGAGGUCUUUAGGGGUUAUGACUGCUCUGAGUGUCUGUCCUCCUAGAGGUCUUUAGGGGUUAUGACUGCUCUGAGUGUCUGUCCUCCUAGAGGUCUUUAGGGGUUAUGACUGCUCUGAGUGUCUGUCCUCCUAGAGGUCUUUAGGGGUUAUGACUGCUCUGAGUGUCUGUCCUCCUAGAGGUCUUUAGGGUUAUGAUAGUCAGAGUUAAUAGUGGAAAGGGUGCUACAGGUCGCUCUGGUGCCUCUAGUGGUAGGGAGGCCACUUUAUGUAUACAGUAAUCAUGCUUUAUAGUAAUGGCAAUAUUUAUCUCUCUCUAUAUAUAUAUAUAUAUAUAUAUAUAUAUAUAGUGCAUUCCAAGACUGUCUUAAAGGGAAAAAAAACAACUCCUUCGAAGGAAGAGAGUACCGGUAAGCGGAUGUAUCGUCCCUUCUAUAAGCUAAAAGCCUUUCUUUAAAAAAAUGUAUUUGCGAUUUUUCUUUUUAAAAGGUAUUGACAAGUGGUUGUGUAAAAUGGAGCUAAGUGGAGGGAGGAAGGAACGUUUUCAACCUGCAGGUCAGGUGUGUUUGAUGAUAAGGUGAGUCCGGUGUGUUUAGUUGAAGCAAGUGAGGCUGAGUUUGGUUGGUCUUUGUUGUGACGAUAGUGUUUUAAGAUAAUAUCAGCAUGAUAAUAUCCGCCUUCUCUGCUCGCAUGAAUGUCUGACCUGAUCUUAGUAACCUUUGUUAGACUUUGACUCAAUCUAUCGAUCCGUCAAGUGAUCGAUCAAGUAGUCUGGUCAGUGUUAAGAGUCCAACCCUGAGGGACAAACGGAAUCUCAGGUAAACCCAAACAUGAUGGAUGAGGCUGCUGAAUCGUCCAAUAUUUCUCUGUAGUAAAGCUUGUUCAAAGGAAUGUUUCAUAUCAUAUAAUCAUAUUGACUGUUUUCUGCCAAAACGUGAACACCCAGUGAGCAAAAAUGGGUUGAAAGGACGUCUUUUUUCAACUUGUUUUCCUCACUGCAUUUACUAUGUAUUUAUGUACAGUUGAAGUGGGAAGUUUACAUCUUUUGGCAAAUACAUUUAAACUCAGUUUUUCACAAUUCCUGACAUUUAUAAUCCUAAUAAAUAUUCCCUGUUUUAGGUCAGUUAGGAUCACCACUUUAUUUUAAGAAUGUGAAAUGUCAGAAUAAUAGUAGAGAGAAUGAUUUAUUUCAGCUUUUAUUUCUU
Molecule: messenger RNA, 2697 nt
Organism: Oncorhynchus gorbuscha (pink salmon)
Lineage: Eukaryota; Metazoa; Chordata; Actinopteri; Salmoniformes; Salmonidae
Product: homeobox-containing protein 1-like
Exons: 5
Coding region: 242-778 (178 amino acids)
Cellular component (GO): nucleus
Molecular function (GO): double-stranded telomeric DNA binding
Source: RefSeq, a predicted model, not a curated record